Macadamia integrifolia is the source of this 864-nucleotide messenger RNA. RefSeq names its product beta-galactosidase 17-like. The record is from RefSeq and is a predicted model, not a curated record. Bases 145 to 750 code for a protein of 201 amino acids. Gene Ontology annotation, biological process: carbohydrate metabolic process. Lineage: Eukaryota; Viridiplantae; Streptophyta; Magnoliopsida; Proteales; Proteaceae. The transcript is spliced from 5 exons. Gene Ontology annotation, cellular component: vacuole. Gene Ontology annotation, molecular function: beta-galactosidase activity.
GAAUUCAGAGUGGAACGUAACCUAACGCAGUACGCGAGGAACCUAGAAUGCCAGUACGGCACACAGCCUCGGAGCGUUCUAAAAAUGUUUGGCCGUUCGGGGCUGAUCUGACCUGCGGGCUGCCACCCACCUAACUAAAAGCCUAUGCAAAGAAUUGUGGGGUUCAGAGAUAAAACAAGCAGAGGAAGUGUUAUGGGUGUGCCUGUGGCUUUGGUGAGAAUGGCGAGGAAGCGAGGCGGCACGACCUUCUUUGCUCUCCUCACCAUCGUAGCUUUAGGAACUUUCUUCCCUGCCUUUGGUCCUCUUCCUGCUAUCUCUCAUUUAUCCUCGACUGUCCCCAGCCUCCAAACCCAGGUUAAUGCUCGGCAGUUUGACAUAUCUAGUGACAUGUUUUGGAAGGAUGGUCAUCCAUUUCAGAUUAUUGGUGGUGACUUGCAUUAUUUUCGAGUUCUUCCUGAGUACUGGAAAGAUCGACUUUUGAGAGCAAAGGCAUUGGGCUUGAAUACCAUCCAAACUUAUGUACCUUGGAAUCUGCAUGAACCACAACCUGGAGAAUGGAUAUUUGAGGGUAUUGCCGACAUAGAAUCCUUUCUCAAGCUUUGUCAGGAGUUAGGGUUCCUUGUUAUGCUUCGUGCUGGGCCUUAUAUAUGUGGAGAGUGGGAUUUUGGAGGUUUUCCCGCUUGGUUGCUUGCUGUAGAACCUGCUCUCAGACUGAGAUCAUCAGAUCCUGCUUUCCUCCAAUUGGGUUGAAGGAGUUUAUUUCAGGAGGGAUCCUACAGGGCAACAUUGGUUGUCUUCCAAUGGCUUCCAGUUGUCCUUUUAGCAUGUCAAAACAUGACAGGAAGUUGAAGAUGUCCCACAAUU